AUGUUCAACACGACAACCAGUAGCCCCGCCGGGUCUGAUAGCAACGAGAAGAACUUCGAAGCGGGUGGCCCCGAGGAUCACGGCGUCAAGAGUAGGCUACAAUUGGAAUCGACCGAGCCCGACAGCCAUAGGGAUUCUACCACGUAUAAAACGUAUCAUCAGAGCGAGGACAACAGCUUGCCCAACCAGUCAACUGAUGUAGUUGAUCGUGUCAUAAGUCGUAUUGCGAGUAGAGUCACCUCGCGAUCGACCAUAACCCCUGGACCGCCACCCGAUGGCGGAUUAAGAGCUUGGUUGUGUGUCUUUGGCACCUUUCUCGUCGUGAUGAAUACAUGGGGCAUGAUCAACUCCUUUGGCGCCUUCCAGAGCUACUACAUCCAAACCCUCGACCGCAGCCCCUCGGACAUAUCCUGGAUCGGCUCCGUCGAGAUCUUCCUCCUCUUCUUCAUAGGCACCUUCACCGGCCGCCUCACGGACGCGGGCUACUUCCGCUCCGUCGCGACAGCCGGCUCCGUCCUCGUCGUCGCGGGCACCCUGGCGGCCUCGGCCUGCACGCGGUACUGGCAGCUCCUGCUGGCGCAGGGGGUCUGCGUCGGCCUGGGCAACGGGUGCCUCUUCUGUCCCACGGUCGCCCUCGUCUCGACGUACUUUGCCGAGCGGCGCGCCUUCGCCAUCGGGAUCACGGCCUGCGGGAGCGGAGCGGGCGGCGUGGUGUUUCCCAUUGUCAUUCGGGAGAUGUUGCCGCGUGCCGGGUUCGGCUGGACGAUGAGGACGCUCGGGUUCAUCCAGGCCGCUGCGCUGUUCACCGCCUUGUCUUGUCUGAAGCCGAGGGUGCCGCCUCGCAAGACGGGGAGCUUGGUGGAGUGGGCGGCGUUCAGGGAGUUGGAGUAUACGUUCUAUGCCGUGGGGGCAUCCUUGUGCUUCUGGGCGUCCUACAUCGUCUUCUUCUUCCUCGCAGCCUACGCCCGCGACAUCCAAGGCGCCUCCUACGACACAUCCCUCGACCUCCUCAUAAUCACAAACGGCGUCGGCAUCCUCGGCCGCCUCGUCCUCAACAGCCUCGCAGACCGCGUCGGCAACCUGACAAUGUUUGUCCCCACCGCCGGUGCCGCCGCAGUGCUGGCGUACUGCUGGGCGGCGCUGCCCAUCGCCUCCUCCUCCUCGCGGGUGGGUCUCUACGUCUGGGCUGCGUUGAGCGGUAUCGCACUGGGCGGCAUCCAGGCGCUCUUCCCCUCCACGCUGGCGUCGCUGACGGCCGAUCCGAGGAAGCAAGGGGCGCGCAUCGGCAUGGUGUUUACGAUUGUGAGCGUGAGCGUGUUGACGGGACCUCCGAUUGCGGGCGCGUUGGUGUCUGCUUUGGGGGGUAGGUAUUUGGGUGCGCAGAUGUUUUCGGGGAGUAGUUUGAUGUUGGGGAUGGUGUUCAUUUUCUUGGCGAGGGAGGCGAAGAGGAAGAGGGUGGGAGGGUCGUUUUGGGCAAAGGUUUAG
This is a messenger RNA of Colletotrichum costaricense, 1485 nucleotides long. RefSeq names its product riboflavin transporter MCH5. Gene Ontology annotation, cellular component: membrane. The coding region runs from base 1 to 1485 and encodes 494 amino acids. Gene Ontology annotation, biological process: transmembrane transport. The transcript has 4 exons. Gene Ontology annotation, molecular function: transmembrane transporter activity. Lineage: Eukaryota; Fungi; Ascomycota; Sordariomycetes; Glomerellales; Glomerellaceae. The record is from RefSeq and is a predicted model, not a curated record.